AUGUCAAGUGCAGCGAAGGAAGUUUUGUUAAAGUUAGUGAUCCAAGCUCUACCUACCUUCUCUAUGAGUUGCUUCAAACUCACUAAGGGGUUGUGCAAGAAAAUAACAGCCAUCAUGGCAAAGUUUUGGUGGGCUGGUUCACUUGACAAACAAGGAAUGCAUUGGCAAUCUUGGGAUAAAAUGGCAAUCCCAAAGAAUAAAGGAGGAUUGGGGUUUCGAGACCUACAGAUCUUUAAUGAUGCAAUGCUUGCCAAGCAAGCAUGGAGGUUACUGGAUAAACCACAAAGUUUAUGUGCUCGUGUGCUUCGAGCUAGGUACUAUGCUGAUGGUGAUAUUUUACAAGCAAAUUGCCCAAAGAGUGCAUCACCAACAUGGAGAGCGAUUAUAAUCGGAAGGAAUGUGCUAAAGGAGGGGCUUAUCAGGAGGAUUGGAAGUGGACGAACUACAGAAAUUUGGCAUGACAGAUGGUUGCCAGGAACCAUCUCAAUGAGACCGGUCUGCAGGCUGUCCGAUGACCCGGUUCAAUUUGUUUCGGAUCUAAUGGAUGGUGAAGGACAGUGGGACGUGCAGUUGAUUCAGAGAAUGUUUAUACAUCCGGAUGUAGAAGCUAUCAUGAGUAUACCGCGUCCGAGGAGGGAAACGGAGGACUUUUGGGCUUGGGCAUGGGAGAGGUCAGGACUGUUUUCAGUUCAGUCGGCUUACCAUGCGAUGAUGGAGAGACGAGGGACUGAGGUCGCGACACCGUCCAGCUCGACGGACGACUGUGACAUAUGGAAGGCACUGUGGAGGCUGCGUGUUCAGCCAAAGAUCAGAGUCUUUUGGUGGAGGGUUUUAAAAAAAUUUCUACCAUCACAUGGCGAGCUGAAUAGAAGGCAUAUAAGAACCAACAAUGUCUGUCCGAUGUGUGGCUGUGAUAUGGAGACGCUAUUUCAUGCGUUGACUGAAUGCGAUCAUGCUUGCAGAUAUUGGGAGGCAGCGGAGGAGUGGUUUGAUUUUAAACUACCCAAGUUACACCCAUUAACAUGGGCGAGGGACUUACUGGAUGGGCAUGUUGUGAGCAGAGAUAAGAGUGCUAUAGCUAUAUCGGUGAUGUGGGCAAUCUGGAUGAGUAGAAAUAAGUACGCACAUGAAGAGAUCAAGUACCAACCUAUCCGAUCUAUGGAGAUUAUUGAGGAGUUUAUAAAAUCUUUGGAUGUCCCAGGCCCAGCACCGGUGACUAACUCUUUCAUUAUGGAGAGGUGGUCACCACCGGAGGAAGGUUGGACGAAAAUAAAUACUGACGGAGCAGUUUGUAAGCAAAGAAGAGUGGGAGGAGCGGCAGCAGUAGCACGGGACCAUUCGGGGUCUUUCAUUUGUGCGAGACAAACAAAGUAUGAUGAGAUGACUGAUCCUUUGGUGUUAGAGCUGACCGCAUGUCGGGAUGCAAUGCUUUUGGCAUUGACAAGAAAUCUGCAGAGGAUUGUGGUGGAAACGGACUGUCAGACAAUUUGUAAUCUGUGGAAGGCAGAGGAGGACAGGUCUAUUGGAUCUCUGAUGAUCCGUGAGAUGAAAUCAUAUCUCACAAAUUUGCAGGAAUUUAGAUUGAAAUUUGUUCGUAGAAGUGCUAAUAUCCCUGCUCAUCUUUGUGCUAGGGGGGCACUAGUUUUGACUGAUCAGUCUGUUGAUCAUGAUGUAAUUCCUGAAUUCCUGAUUGCGGCUGUGCAAUCAGAUUAUGUUCCGCCUAGUUAA
This is a messenger RNA of Triticum turgidum subsp. durum (durum wheat), 1728 nucleotides long. The record is from the annotation of a GenBank genome assembly. NCBI's taxonomy places the organism in Eukaryota, Viridiplantae, Streptophyta, Magnoliopsida, Poales, Poaceae.